This is a messenger RNA of Umbelopsis ramanniana AG, 873 nucleotides long. RefSeq lists its product as uncharacterized. Gene Ontology annotation, molecular function: 3-demethoxyubiquinol 3-hydroxylase activity. The record is from RefSeq and is a predicted model, not a curated record. Gene Ontology annotation, cellular component: mitochondrial inner membrane. NCBI's taxonomy places the organism in Eukaryota, Fungi, Mucoromycota, Umbelopsidomycetes, Umbelopsidales, Umbelopsidaceae. The transcript is spliced from 2 exons. Gene Ontology annotation, biological process: ubiquinone biosynthetic process. Bases 27 to 737 code for a protein of 236 amino acids.
GCUACAGCCGUUCCAAAGUCACUAUUAUGCUGCCGUCCAGCUUGCCUAGAAUCUCCAGCUCCAACGUUUCAGCUCGUACAUUGUUGAAGUUGGCUGUUGCUCCAACAACCCUACGCAUACAGCAAGCUCACUAUACAACAAACAACAAAACGGACACUAAUGAAGCCGAGGCACCGAAUCUUAGUUCUCGAAAGUUGACUCAAGAGGAAUUGGAGUUUAUCAAGCCCAUGAUACGCGUUGAUCAGGCUGGUGAGAUCGGAGCCAAUUUUAUCUAUAUGGGCCAAAUAGCUGUUCUCGGCAAGGACAAGAAUUUAAGACCUAUUCUACAGGAAAUGUGGGACCAGGAGAAGGUACACUUGGCUAGGUUUGAUGAAUUAAUCGCACAGCAUCGCGUUCGCCCAACACUUUUGCGGCCAUUGUGGGAAAUUGCUGGAUUUGCAGUUGGUGCUGGUACUGCCCUCAUGGGCAAGGAGGCUGCUAUGGCAUGUACUGAGGCUGUAGAAACCGUCAUUGGAGACCAUUACAACGAUCAAUUGAGAAAGUUAGUACAACUCAAUGAUCAAAACAAAGACUUGGUGGACUUGAGUAAGACUGUUCAACAAUUCAGAGAUGACGAACUGGAACACCAUGAUAUUGCAGUAGAGAUGGAUGCGCAAAAGGCGCCAUUCCACAGUGUCCUGUCAAGUGUAAUUAAACAAGGAUGUAAAACUGCCAUAUGGGUGGCCGAGCGAGUGUAACGCGCUGCAUACUGACGUCAAAAAGCCCCAAUUUUACACCUCUUAGUAGAAGUGACAUCUUCCUCUCCUUUCCCCACUCAUUCUUCAAAUUUGUCAUCUUAUUUCAUAUUGAUCUGUAUAAUCAGAGACCGUGGAU